AUGCACGACCUCUGUUCCCAUCCCGAAAUCGAGUUUCGAGCUGCAGAACUCGUCAGGAAUGGUCCCAUUGUCGACGUCGAAAUUGAGGACCGGCAAGGUUCUAACACGCUUGUGGAUGUGUUGGAAAUUCAUCAAGACAAAGUCGAGUGGAGAUUGAACCUAGACCAUGGGGGCCUUUUAGAUCUUGUCCCAUACGAAAACAACCCUCUCAAUGAGCCACAGCCCUUGAGGAUAUUCUUUUUCGAAGAUUUCAGCUUCCUCUCUCAACAUGCCCCUGAUCAGUACCCAUACACCGAAGUAAACUCAACCGGGCAUUGGAUGCGACAACUUUUCGGCGUUUCUCCGCUGUUCCUUACAGUAGCGACGCGUGUAUAUGGAGAAAUCAGGGGGAAUGACUGCUUCGUCAGGCGGGAUGCUCAGAGUCGCCCAGUUGCCCUAGAUGGUUUUUACCAUUUCUCUAUGGGAAAGGGCAGAUCGACUUCCAUCUGGUUCUCUCACAGCCUCUUAAAGAACGGAAGCUCAACCUACAUUGUCCACAAGUUCCCAGAGGAUGCGAGGAGUGUUCUUCUAAAGUGUUCUCAGCAAAGGGAACCUGAGCUACUGCGCCGCCCCUUGGCAAUUGAUGCAUUCCUCGCUGAAUGCAUUUUACUUCACUGGGAGAGAGCCUGGGAUGGGCACGCCGCGCAGCUUAAACAGUAUGAAUCAGAAUCUAAAUCCUCCAUGACCCCAUCCGAAACCGCCCAUGCGAUCGAAAGUCUUCACUACCUAUCCCGGUCCCUGUACGGCCUCCAAGGACACCUAGCUGAUUUUCUGGACACCAUCCAACACUUUUACGGCAUCCAGCAAAGCUUCUUGCGCUGCGCUGGCACCGACGCGGACGAGCUGGCCAAUUCUGCGAACGAAUCACUUGAUUUUCUGCAAUCGAAGGCGAAUUUUGUCACUCGCUGGACCGGUAUUCAUCGUGAACGUGUCGGCGUCCAAAUAGACCUUUUCUUCAAUUUGGCAAACCAACUUGACAGCCGGACUAAUCUCGAAAUCGCGAAGCUGACGUCCAAAAUAUCAGUCUCUACCCAACGCGACAGCUCGGCGAUGAUCACGUACGACCAUCCUUUCUCCGCACUUUUAUAUCCGUAUGCUCCUUUCCUCUUGCUUCGUGCAAACGUCAAUGACUUGGGUGGACAGGCAUUCUUCAGCAUGGUAUUCUUCGACACGCAGCCUGACGCACGUGGACACCCUACCCUCAUCGUCGGACCUCAACUGUGGAUUUAUGUCGUCGCCACCAUAAUGCUGACAAUCCUUGUCCUCUGCACCUGGGGUUCAUGGCAAUAUCGCCGCGUCCGGCGACAUGCGAAGAGCCUCGACGUUGAGACCCUUGCUGGCAUUUCCGUUAACGGAAACGACGACAAAAUCCAGCUCAUAGCAAUGAAGGAGAAACCCGAAUGA
This is a messenger RNA of Cyclocybe aegerita, 1443 nucleotides long. NCBI's taxonomy places the organism in Eukaryota, Fungi, Basidiomycota, Agaricomycetes, Agaricales, Hemipholiotaceae. The record is from the annotation of a GenBank genome assembly.